Messenger RNA from Aureobasidium pullulans EXF-150, 1715 nucleotides. RefSeq names its product ubiquinone biosynthesis hydrox. Gene Ontology annotation, biological process: ubiquinone biosynthetic process. Lineage: Eukaryota; Fungi; Ascomycota; Dothideomycetes; Dothideales; Saccotheciaceae. Gene Ontology annotation, molecular function: oxidoreductase activity, acting on paired donors, with incorporation or reduction of molecular oxygen, NAD(P)H as one donor, and incorporation of one atom of oxygen; FAD binding; 2-octaprenyl-6-methoxyphenol hydroxylase activity. The transcript is spliced from 2 exons. Gene Ontology annotation, cellular component: mitochondrion. The coding region runs from base 181 to 1656 and encodes 491 amino acids. The record is from RefSeq and is a predicted model, not a curated record.
CGCAUAUUUCUGCGACCACGGAGAGUCAUUCGGAGCAACCGACAAGUUACGCACAGAUUCCAGACUCGCUCGAUAAUAGCCCGAGCGACCGGAGAUUCUUGUGCCGAUACCACGAAGAUCUGGAGAACAGACUUCGGCUCAAUCACUCCAUCCUCCAUCCUCGCCAUAAUAUCUGCCGGCAUGCCGCUGCGGCUCCCCCGAACACCAUGUGAAGUCUCCCGGGUAUCCUCGAGAUAUUCGAACAUCUUUGUAACCUCGAGAUCGUUCUGGUCGCGUACGGCGCCUAGAGCUGCGCCCGUACCAACAGGACCGGAAAUCUAUGAUGUCGUGUGCGUUGGUGGCGGUCCAGCAGGACUGAGCUUGCUCAGCGCCCUUCGUGCUUCUCCCAAGACUGCGAACCUCAAGAUUGCCCUGGUCGAAGGGCAAGAUCUCAACAAACCUCAGAUCCAGGCCGAAUCGACCACUUUCUCCAACAGAUGCAGCUCCCUGACUCCCGGCUCAGUAAAAUUCUUGAAUGAAAUUGGAGCAUGGAACCACAUUGCGACCUCGCGUGUGCAGCCAUACCAAGCUAUGCAAGUAUGGGACGGUGUCUCCGGAAGCAGCAUCAGUUUCGACCCUUCAACCACAUCUUCAACUGUGCCCGACACGGUCGCCACAAUGACUGAAAACACCAACCUGACUUCUGCCCUCCUCGCUCGCCUGGGCACGUUGCCUCCGAUUGAUAUCAUGGCCAAGACAAGAGUUGAGGGAAUUGAGCUUGGAAAGGAAACAGAGAAGAUGGACCUCUCAAACUGGCCCGUCGUUUCAUUGAACAACUCUCGUAAGUUGGCUGCACGUCUCCUCAUUGGUGCCGAUGGCGCCAACAGUCCCGUACGCACAUUCGCCGGGAUCCCUUCACGAGGCUGGGACUACAACCGCCAUGGCGUCGUAGCGACCGUGCAGGUCGAGGGUGCCAAUUGGGGCGCUCAUGGUCCCAGAACUGCAUACCAACGUUUCCUUCCUACGGGUCCUGUCGCACUGCUGCCUCUGCCUGGAAACGUAGCCACCUUGGUGUGGUCUACAACACCGGAGAAGGCCGCUCUAUUGAAGUCGCUCAGCAGCACUGACUUCAUCGCAAUGGUGAAUGCUGCUUUCAGGUUGCUGCCUGUCGACCUCGACUACUUGCACACCAUGAAGUCCGGCCACGCUGACGAAUAUGCCUGGCGCGAAGCCAGUACCGCAUUCAACUCUGAGCGCAUCCCACAGAAGAUUUCCGCUGUCCAGGACGGCAGCGUCGCUUCCUUCCCACUGCGUAUGCGCCACGCCGACACUUAUACCGGACAUCGCGUCGCUCUCCUCGGCGAUGCCGCUCACACCAUUCACCCUCUCGCCGGCCAAGGUUUGAACCAAGGUCUCGGUGAUGCCAGAUCGUUAGCCAAGCACAUCAACUUCUCACUCGCCGUGGGCAAGGACAUCGGCAGCAAUUGGGCACUAGACGCAUACAACUCUGAGCAAUGGGCAAAGAAUAACGCCAUGCUGGGCACUGUUGACAAACUGCACAAGCUGUAUAGUGCUGGUAGUGGCCCCGUGGUCUGGGCGAGAAGUCUGGGUUUGGAUGCUGUUGACAAGAUGGGCUUCCUAAAGAGUUUCUUCAUGCGCCAGGCUGCUGGAACGUAAUGCUAGAGGGUAUAUACAUUGUACUAUAGAGAUCAUAAUGAACAAGAACGUGUUGCUCG